Molecule: messenger RNA, 1342 nt
Organism: Dipodomys spectabilis (banner-tailed kangaroo rat)
Lineage: Eukaryota; Metazoa; Chordata; Mammalia; Rodentia; Heteromyidae
Gene: Htatip2
Product: HIV-1 Tat interactive protein 2
Exons: 6
Coding region: 53-880 (275 amino acids)
Biological process (GO): import into nucleus
Cellular component (GO): cytoplasm
Molecular function (GO): oxidoreductase activity, acting on the aldehyde or oxo group of donors, NAD or NADP as acceptor; NAD binding
Source: RefSeq, a predicted model, not a curated record
CCUCCUCCACGGUCUCCGGGGCGGGUGUCCGCUGCGCAGGGGCGCACUCCGCAUGCCCGGGCCUGUGGCGCUGUGCUGGGGGGUGGCCGCGCUGCUGGCUGCGAUCCUCCUACUGCGGCUUGACGACGAGGGGCCGGGGGCUGACCUUAGCAUGGCUGAGAUCGAAGCUCUGCCGAAGCUUCGGGAAGACUUCAGGAUGCAAAAUAAAUCCGUCUUUAUUCUGGGUGCCAGCGGGGAAACCGGCAAAGUACUCUUAAAGGAAAUUCUGGAACAGCGCCUGUUCUCCAAAGUCACGCUCAUUGGCCGGAGGACUCUCACCUUCGAGGAGGAAGCUUAUACAAACGUGAACCAAGAAUUGGUGGACUUUGAAAAGCUGGAUGACUAUGCUUCUGCCUUUCAAGGUCAUGAUGUUGGAUUCUGUUGCCUGGGUACCACCAGAAAAAAAGCUGGAGCGGAGGGAUUUGUUCGCGUUGACCGGGAUUAUGUGCUGAAGUCUGCAGAGCUGGCAAAAGCUGGAGGUUGCAAACAUUUCAACCUGCUGUCCUCCAGAGGAGCUGACAAAUCCAGCAAUUUUUUAUACUUACAAGUUAAGGGAGAAGUGGAAGCCAAGGUUGAAGAACUAAAAUUUGAUCGUUACUCAGUAUUUAGACCAGGAGUCCUGUUAUGUGAUAGACAAGAAUCUCGUCCAGCGGAAUGGUUGGUUAGGAAAUUCUUUGGUGCCUUACCAGCCUCUUGGGCCAGCGGGCACUCUGUACCUGUGGAGACGGUGGCUAAAGCAAUGCUGAACAACAUGGUGAGGCCCGGAGACAAGCAGAAGGAGCUUCUGGAAAACAAGGCCAUCCAUGACUUAGGGAAAGCGGAUGGCCCUCUCAAGCUGUGAUCACACUGAAGGAGUGCUGUUUACUGAAAACCUCAACACUUGUUACCAAAUUGGUAACAUCUGGGUCUAGAAAUGAGUCUAUGUGCUCUACCUCUGUCAUUUUACUUUCUCAGCUCUGCAGAUGGAAACAAGUCAGGACUCCACUCAGCCUGGGUUUCUGGGUUGUUUUCUCCCCGGCCCCUCCCCUAGCCUGUUCCUACAUGGAAAUCACUCAGGGAGCUUUUGAAAAAUAGGCAUUUAUAUAUCAAACAUUGUGAAUCAGACGUUUUAGGCUGUGGCCACUAUUGGGAAUCUUUAGUUUUGUUUGCACUUCCCCUGGUGGUUCUGAUGCCAUUGGUGAGGAAGAAACCAGCUGGUUAACACAAGGCCACAGUCAGAACUGAUAACUCUGAUGUGCCACACAGAUGAGUGCUGUUUUAUAACUGUUGACAUUCCAGUAAACGCUAACUCUAUGUAACUGUG